CAGAUGAGGUAUUACAACAUCAUACAGUCAGUCACUAUGUCAGCUCUGAGACCGGUAUAGUUUCAUGAGUUUCUUGUGUUCUUUUAACUGGAACUAUAAUUAUGAUGCGGUCCAUUUUGAUCGUGGCGAUUUUACUGUCAAUAGCAGCUGCUUAUUAUAUUUGUCUGCCUCUGCCCAGCACUAUAUCAGAGCCAUGGAAACUCAUGUUUAUGGAUUCCAUAUUGCGUGGUGUAAUGCAUGUGAGCUUUUUAGCUCACGAUCUUGGACUGAGCCGACCUUUUGAUAUUGCAAAGUAUGCUGCAUCAUGGGAUGAAAUAAAGGGUCCACAGUCCAGCCCAGCAAUCCGGGUCACAGAGACGUCAUUUGAAGGAGUGCAGGCACAAGUGUUUGAGUCCACAGCAGCAGACCAAGAGCCACAUUUGAAAAGAGGUGUGGUCUAUUUCCAUGGAGGUGGAUGGACACUUGGCAGUGGAAAGAUGCAAACGUAUUACCUUCGGUGCUGGUCUAUGGCUGAAGAGUUGAAUGCAGUUGUAAUAUCAAUUGAGUACAGGCUGGCCCCGGAGGCACGUUUCCCAGAUCAGUAUAACGAAGCCGUUCAGGCCUCCAAACACAUCCUGACAGCCGAGGUGUUGAGUCAGUACUCCAUAGACCCGAAACGAGUGGCUGUGUCAGGUGACAGCGCCGGUGCCAAUCUGGCCGCUGCUGUGGCGCAACAGCCAUUUGGAAGGUGAAGAUUCCAAAAUCACCAGAAAAACUGGCACAAAGACAUGAUUCCUAACUAUCUGUUCAAUUCUCAGCUGAUUUAAUUCUGAUUCAAUUCUGAUCUUAAUUCGGAUUCCAAGGUAGGAAUUAUGGCCAGUGACAGAAGAAAAUGCAACGAUGACUGUGUAGAAAAUUUACUACAUCCAAACAGCGACAGAAAAUUACAGAUUUUGUG
Sinocyclocheilus rhinocerous is the source of this 937-nucleotide messenger RNA. Its product is annotated as neutral cholesterol ester hydrolase 1-like. Gene Ontology annotation, molecular function: hydrolase activity. The transcript has 5 exons. NCBI's taxonomy places the organism in Eukaryota, Metazoa, Chordata, Actinopteri, Cypriniformes, Cyprinidae. The record is from RefSeq and is a predicted model, not a curated record. The coding region runs from base 102 to 731 and encodes 209 amino acids.